CUGCUAAAUACUAUUUGAUUGAACUCAGAAUAUUCCUUUAAAUUUAUAAUAAAUAAAAUUAUAUUCAUUGAGACUGGUCUACGAAAGCAGAAUCAGCCUAAAGUUGCGUUUUGCUCUCAAAUAUAAAGGUAAUUUAUCUCAACUAUGUUAGUGAAUAGUAAAGUGUUUAUAUCCUAAGUUGCUCCAUUGCCUUUUGCAAUUUCUCCAACUAGAUGAGUAUGGAUUUAAAAAAAAUAUAUGAAUCCAGAGCUCCCUGGUGAAAUUCAGCCGCUGAAAUCUUUCUGUAUAUAAAUGUAAAUAAAUAAAUCGAUACAGGGAAAUCAGAACUUUUCAAACAAAAGCUAAACAAACGCUAGCCUUAGACGAUAGGUGCUGCUCUGUGUCUUUAAGGACGUGUCUUGCGUUUGUUUUGACCAAUCAGAAUUUGAUACCGCCUAAACGGGUCGACCAAUCAAAUUAUGGGAUUUGUGUCUGUCUCGGCAUGUUCUUCUCACAGCCUGUGCUGCUCGCCGGGUCCACGUGUACACAGAGAUGUAAAGAAAGGUGACAAUGUCUACUUCAACCUGGAAACACCUCACCAGCCAUAGUGUGGACCAGAAUAUAUUUCCGGCCCCAAACAAACAAACAACAACUAUUUCUCAUCAAACCAAUGGACGCAGAAGGAGGGAAAAGAUCAAAAUGAAAGAUUGCACCAUGGAAUUCCAUGAAAUGUCAUGUGACCAGAGAAGAGGAACGAAGAGAAAGUCAAACAAGCUUUUGGAAAACAGGACAGAAUUGAUUAAACCUAGUAAUGAUACAUUGGAACAGACAAAUCAUGUGCAAAUCAAAAGGCCCAAAGUAACCCCAGAGGCAUGGACGGGUGAAGCUGAGUUGGCAUUAUUGGUCAGUGACAGCUGGGAGGUGGACAGUGGCUUUUCAUCCGAGACCAGUCCUCCCACUAGUGGCAGGAGUUCUCCAUGUGUGGGAAUCAGCCACUCGAAGCUAGUAGCUCUGGACUGUGAAAUGGUUGGCACUGGACCUGGCGGCCAGUAUAGUGAAGUGGCACGCUGUAGCAUUGUAAAUUAUUAUGGUGGUGUUAUUUAUGAUAAAUAUAUCUUACCUCAGCAGCCGGUUACAGACUACCGCACAAGAUGGAGUGGCAUUAGGAAACAUCAUUUAGGACAAGCAGUGCCCUUUGAGGAUGCUCAGAAUGAGAUUAUCGACAUACUCAAAGGGAAGGUUAUUAUUGGUCAUGCCUUAAAUAAUGACUUCUUUGUUCUGGACCUCUCUGUCCCUGAACACAUGGUCAGGGAUACCUGCACCUGUAGCUGGCUACGAGAGUUGUACGUCGCUUCUGAUCGGUGCAACAUCUCUUUGAAGAAACUAGCUUGGAAACUACUCAAUAGGACCAUACAGGUUGGCAGGUUGGGUCACUGCUCUGUACAAGAUGCUCGUGCUGCCCUGGACCUGUACAAGCUGGUAGAGGACCAGUGGGAAAAGGACUUCCUGGCCAGAGAGUCAAUCACAGACCAUACCUCAGACCCCAACAACUCCCUGGAGCACUACAUGCAGGACCAGUAUUGGCCAGAAAGUAUGAUGGAUUGCAGCCCAUAAAACCAAGAACUAGGAUUAUGAUGCCGUCAACCUCAAGGAUAGUAAAUGUCUAUUGUUUAGUGUUAUUUAAACCUGAUGUUCUGUUUAAUAUAUUAUUUAAACAGAAAACUUGACACUUAACAUGUUAACAUUCAUUAUGGCCAAAUUACUUUGGUCUUUAUUCUGGAAUACAGGGAAAAUUCUGCUCCAGUAAUUUCAGUUGUAGAACUGAAAUGUUGCACAUGAAAGGCUUAUUUGAAGUACUCUUCUGUGAUUGUGGUCAUUACACAAAUAACUAAAAACUUAGAUUUUGUACAAGUUGAUAAUGUUUAUUAAUGGAUUUUAAAAUUAACAGUUAUAAAUAAUACAGCUUAAGAAUUGUCUUGUUAGCUUUAAAUUGAAUCUACACAGUGACUGUAUUUAAGGGAAUAACUCCAUUUGUGAGAUUAAUUUUUAUGAUCAAAGUUACCGAGGUAUAAUGUUAAUUUCAAUGACACAUCUUUUUGGCAAGUUGCGGAUAAUGGCACCAACUACUCACAUUGUUGUACUGAAAAUGCUUCCAUCCAAGAAAUUUAUGGUUUCAUGUAAAGUUUGGUUACUUUGUCUAAAUAAAAAUUAUGGAAACACAAUGA
Molecule: messenger RNA, 2204 nt
Organism: Myxocyprinus asiaticus (Chinese sucker)
Lineage: Eukaryota; Metazoa; Chordata; Actinopteri; Cypriniformes; Catostomidae
Gene: isg20
Product: interferon stimulated exonuclease gene
Exons: 4
Coding region: 550-1593 (347 amino acids)
Cellular component (GO): nucleus
Molecular function (GO): nucleic acid binding; exonuclease activity
Source: RefSeq, a predicted model, not a curated record